AUGGACACGCCUAGCCCUGCGCCAAAAGCACAGGGAAUCGCUGCCCUGCCGCGCGCUGCCUUGGGGGCUCUGGGGGCCGUUGCACUUCUGACGCUCAUCACCUUGUGGCGCGCGGAGUCGGCCUCCGCGGACUAUGUGGCGUCGCAGUCUCAGCUGAACGCCCGGGUGAUGGUCAUGGAGCAGCAGCUCAAGGGUCUGCAGAAGAGUUCGGUGCUCUCGCAGGAGCAGAAAAGUCUGCUGGUGCGAGCCACCCGGGCGGAGAAGGGCGAAGAGGCUCUGAAAGAGGAACUGGGCCGCGUCUACGCAAACCUCCAGGGGAAGGACUACGUGCCUCCCGAGACGACCGACACCGCGCCAGUGUUGGAACCUGCGGAAGAGGAGGAGCCUCGCCCGGAUGAGCCGGCUCCGAUGGACUACAACUCCUGCUCUCGGGAGGAGCACGAAACGCUCUGCAGGAUCAUCAAGGAGGAUAAGGAUGGAGUGGCGAAGAAGAACCGCGUGUGCGCUAAGUCAGCGCUGUCAUUCACUUUGUCGAUCAAGAAGGCCGACUUCGCCAAGUGCAUGGUGAAGGACGUGACUGGGCUCUCAGAGCACUGCGCCAUGUGCUUUGCAGAUGCGGCGGAGUUCGGCAUCCGGAACUGCAAGUCCUCCUGCUAUUCGCCGGGGGGGAGCUGCGAGAAGUGCAUGCUGCCCCACGCCCCGGCGCACAAGCUGUGCAUGGGCUUCCUGCUGCCGGGCUAUGGGAUCCCCUUUGAUUGCCCCUUGCAGAGUUGA
This is a messenger RNA of Effrenium voratum, 774 nucleotides long. The record is from the annotation of a GenBank genome assembly. Lineage: Eukaryota; Dinophyceae; Suessiales; Symbiodiniaceae.